UAAGCUUGGAGAGGGCCCGGGGACCAUUAUAUAGCGUCUAAACAUCCAAGAGAGCUUCACAAUGGCUCAGCCUUUUCAGAAUCUCUAUCAUCAGCGCGCAAGUGAUCCCUCACCUUCGUCUAUUGGUUUCGGUGCUGAGGCUUUCCCAAUGUUGUCUAGGCAGUAGGGACGGCCAAGCCAUGGUAACGUUCUUCUCCUGCCUCUACGACAAUCUAGCUACAACGACAUCUUGAUUCUUUCUGGCAUGUUUGGAACGACUCAUAUUCAUCCCUUGUGCGGCCACUCCUCACCAUGAAAAAAAAUUAAAUUAAAUUAAAUUCAAGCUACAUAUGCCGUCGCCAAACUACUAUCGUCCUUGCAACAAUAAACACAACGGAUUUCCUCUACACCUGCGCCACACAUUUGACAGACCCAGGUUUCGCGACCCCCAUGACUCCUGAACCACAGGUAUCGACAAUACCUAAAGUAUCCCAGCAAGACAUCCAAAAGAUCAAAGAAGAAUGGGAGGCCAAACAAAAGCUAACGAAAGAGAAGGGGAAGGAGAAGGAGAAGGAGAAGGAAAUGGAGAAAAAGGAGACCUCGAAUACCGGCGGGAAAUCUCCUCCCCCAUCCUCUUCUUCCGCCACCACUAGUGCCACUGCCGCUGCCACUACGGCAGGCACAAGCGCACAACAACAACGAUCUUCUUCUCCCUCCCAUCCACGAUUCACACUCCACCGCCAAAUAUUCGCCAUGCGUCUCGCAGAGCACAAGAAACGUAGACAAGCCCAACAGGCGCAGGCGCAGGCGCAAGCAGCAGCCGCAGCACUUAAAACCGCAUCUUUAUACUCAAACAUCCCACCUCCACCUCCUUUACCAUAGUGAGCGCUGUUCCAGCGUUCGAUCGAUCUCACUUUCCUUGAGGACCUUCCUCGUAUACAUGGCCCCUCACAUACAUGUUCUCAUGCUGUAUCAUAUAUUUGCAUCCCACCCAUAUAAUGAUGAGCUCGGAGUGGCCUUUGGGCUAAUCACCACCACAUUAAAGAAUUUUUCA
This is a messenger RNA of Cantharellus anzutake, 1033 nucleotides long. RefSeq lists its product as uncharacterized. Gene Ontology annotation, biological process: vacuolar transport. Lineage: Eukaryota; Fungi; Basidiomycota; Agaricomycetes; Cantharellales; Hydnaceae. The transcript has a single exon. Gene Ontology annotation, cellular component: endosome. The record is from RefSeq and is a predicted model, not a curated record. The coding region runs from base 430 to 861 and encodes 143 amino acids.